Messenger RNA from Stereum hirsutum FP-91666 SS1, 1311 nucleotides. RefSeq names its product NAD dependent epimerase/dehydratase. The record is from RefSeq and is a predicted model, not a curated record. The annotation marks the transcript as partial. The transcript is spliced from 5 exons. Gene Ontology annotation, biological process: steroid biosynthetic process. NCBI's taxonomy places the organism in Eukaryota, Fungi, Basidiomycota, Agaricomycetes, Russulales, Stereaceae. Gene Ontology annotation, molecular function: 3-beta-hydroxy-Delta5-steroid dehydrogenase (NAD+) activity.
CAUGUCCUCUACCACGAAAGGCAUCGUCCUCGUUACCGGCGUCACUGGGUUUGUCGGCACCGAAGUGGCGUUAGCUUUCCUCAAAGCUGGAUACACCGUCAAAGGGACCGUUCGAUCGCACACCAAAGCCGCAGAAUGGAUCGCCAUGUUCCCUCAGUACAAGGAUCAGUUCCAGUACGCUAUUGUCCAAGACAUAGCAGCUUCCGGUGCCUUCGACGAGGCUGUCAAGGGCUGCGACAUCAUUGCUCACACUGCCUCGCCCUACACGUACAAGAUCGAGGACAAUGAACGAGACAUGCUGAUCCCUGCUAUCAAUGGGACCAAGAACAUCUUGGAGGCGACGAAGCUCGAGCCCAAAAUCAAGCGCGUUGUGCUCACUUCCUCCUUCGCUGCGGUGUGUGAUGUCUUGGACCUACCCUCUCUCGGACGCACGUAUACCCCCGAGAGUUGGAACCCGGCGACAUACGAAGAGGCCAAAGUUGCUACUCACCCAGGUAUCGGUCUCGUGGUCGAUGAUAUGUCCGCCCUACUACCAGUAUCUCCUUCUGACGGAGUUCAUUCUAUGUUGAUCUCAGGCUUUAUCUAUUGUGCGUCGAAGGGUCUGGCUGAACGGGCCUUUUGGGACUACAUCAAGACCGAGAAACCGACAUGGUCCGGAAGUUCUCUUUGCCCUCCGAUGGUCUACGGCCCGCCGAGUCAGAAGAUCACCUCCCUUUCCUCCUUGAACACGUCAAUCGAGGAGAUCUAUCAAGCCAUCGACGGCACUUGGAAGAAGAACGGCAUCCCACCCACGGGUUUCCCAGUGUUCUGCGACGUCCGCGAUCUCGCGCUGGCUCAUGUUCGAGCCGUGGAGCUUGACGCGGCGAAGGGUCAGAGGUAUCUCUUUGUCGAAGGGCACUUCAAAUACGAACAAGUCGUGGGAAUUGCGGCUAAGUUCCAUCCCGAGCUGAGUGACAAGCUUCCAGAGGUAGACGUGGUCGCAGUGCGCUUGGACGAUCAUUUCAAGACGGACUCUUCGAAGACCGAGAAGGAUCUGGGUAUCGUAUUCCCUACAUUCGAGACCACCAUCAAAAACACGAUCGACAAGUUGUUGGAGUUGGAGAAGGCUUUAGGAAAGUGAUCUACGUUCGGCCCACCAUCCAAACAGAGUACUUUGUACGAUAUUCUUGUUCAUGUUGUCGCGUGCAGGCGCGAAGAAGUUGGAUUGAUAGAGACCGCAGAGGCAUAUGCGGCGAAAUGAUGGUCUUAUUUUUCUAUCUCGUUUUCGAAGUGGAUUAUCACAACGCCGAUGGCACUCUGCAGUACCCUGAG